Hylaeus anthracinus is the source of this 2519-nucleotide messenger RNA. RefSeq names its product protein gooseberry-like. Gene Ontology annotation, molecular function: DNA-binding transcription factor activity, RNA polymerase II-specific; RNA polymerase II cis-regulatory region sequence-specific DNA binding. Gene Ontology annotation, biological process: anatomical structure development; regulation of transcription by RNA polymerase II. Lineage: Eukaryota; Metazoa; Arthropoda; Insecta; Hymenoptera; Colletidae. The record is from RefSeq and is a predicted model, not a curated record. Bases 59 to 1267 code for a protein of 402 amino acids. The transcript is spliced from 6 exons.
AAACCAUCGAAAUCGUCUCAUCGUGCGAAGACUCCCGAGGACGAAAUCUGUUGGCUAGAUGGCAGUUAGUACUCUGAAUAUGGCACCGUACUUCACUGGAUAUCCCUUUCAAGGGCAAGGACGCGUUAAUCAACUAGGUGGCGUGUUCAUCAACGGACGUCCACUGCCGAAUCACAUCCGACUGAAAAUCGUGGAAAUGGCGGGUGCCGGUAUCAGACCGUGCGUCAUCUCCAGGCAGCUAAGAGUAUCGCACGGCUGCGUGUCGAAGAUUCUGAAUCGAUAUCAAGAGACAGGAUCGAUCAGGCCCGGUGUAAUCGGCGGCAGUAAGCCUAGAAUCGCCACGCCGGAAGUCGAGGCGAAAAUCGAAGACAUGAAGAAACAGAAUCCUGGAAUAUUCAGCUGGGAAAUUCGGGAAAAGUUGAUAAAGCAGGAUGGUGUCUGUGAUAAGGCGUCCGCGCCGUCGGUUUCCAGUAUCUCGAGGCUCCUUCGCGGACCUACGAAUCAAACUCGUCCCGGCGACGAUCCCCGAAGAAAUCAUUCUAUCGACGGAAUACUUGGUGGAAGUAGCGGCGACGAUUCGGAGACCGAAAGCGAGCCAGGGAUUGCCUUGAAGAGGAAACAACGGAGAAGCAGAACCACCUUCACCGGUGAACAGCUCGAACAAUUGGAGGCAGCCUUCCACCGAACCCAGUACCCGGACGUUUACACCAGAGAGGAAUUGGCUCAAAAAACGAACCUAACGGAAGCACGCGUGCAAGUUUGGUUCAGCAACAGACGAGCCAGGCUUCGCAAGCAGUUGAACAGCCAGCAAUUGAACGCGUUCAAUACGAUGAGCUUGCAGUCGUUUCAAACUCAACAUUACGGCGGCGCCGAGACUUAUCAGACCUACGGCCAAGCGACGGUGGUCGGAGCGGCAACGACCACGUCUGGUUAUCCUCAGCACUACAACUAUACCGAGAAUUACUAUGCCAGUCAACAACAGUGGCCAAGGCCGACCGAGAAUUAUGGAUUAUUCAAUGCCUCUCAUUACAGCAGCAGCAACCUCGCCACAAAUUUGUCCGGUAACAACCUAAACUUGGGUAGCCUGGGCAGUAGCGUCGGUACCGCGACAAAUAUGAGCGCGUGCAUGGCUCAGAGUACAACGUCAGGCGUACCGGUCCCGACAGGAAUGAGCCACCAUAUCGCGCCUCACAGUCCCAGCGAGGCCAAAAGCGGUUACCCUUACUUAGGCGGAAUAGAGUCCCAAGUGUGCGGCAGAGUACACUGAAACGCAUAAAUAUCGAACCAGCAGGGUUAAAUUUAGUUUAAUUAGCAAACUGUCGAAACUGAAAGUUCUUGUUAACGUGGCUGAAAUACGAAAAUAUAAGGGGACAGGGGCGACCGUUGAAGCGGCACGGUAAGGGUUGUGGCAAUUAUUCGAAUCUUGGAACACGAUCACCAAUCGGUAACUUUUUUAAGCUUACGGAUUACCCCGAAAGUCGUGGGACUUGUGUGUGAAGAAAUUUCUUAUCGAUUAGAAACGACGAAAAAAUGGAAUUUAACGCGAACCUGUGUACAUUGAACGAUUUCGAGUUUCAUAAGACUGGAAAGUACGUCCGCUAUUGCCAGCAGAGUUUGCAUUAGACUGCCACCAACUCAGACUUGGUGCGAAACUAGAAUUUACUGAUGUAUAUUAUUAUUUUUUUUUUUUUUUAACAGCCUAUUACGACUCUACGAUAAACGGACAAGUUCAGUCCCGAGCUUGUGCAUUUAAGGAGACUUUACCGUAUAGGGUCUAAGUAUAGUUAAUAUAAUAACCAGUGUUAAUAGUUCUACAUUCGUGUGCCUCGAGCUACCGUUACAUAAAGAUCGUCAAUCGUUCGAAUAGAUUUACAAAAACCGCCCCUCGUACAGAUACUCCUCGUUGAUAGACUCGGAUCUGGUCUUGUACGAAACGUUUUAACGAGGUGCGUACGAGUGGAAUUACAACGUCGUCUACAAUAAUCGCUGUACCGAGGAUUUCGUGCAUUUAUGGCUUACGUUAAUAGGAUGAACUGAAAAAUAUACACCUAUACAGAUAUACCUACGUGUGAGAAAUGAAAUAAUAAUUUAUGAAAUACUCAUAAAUUUUAUUUUCUACGCGUUUUAUAUGAUAGCAUGCUUCGUAAAAUUUGCGGUUUAAUCAUUGCAAGUGUACAAGUUAACUGUGCUAGUUUAUGUAAUAGAUGUCCUUGUAAUAGUGAAUUUUAUUCAGGGACGAUAUAUAGUCGAAUAUCUGUAAAAACACACACACACAUACACACACAUAGAACAAGCACAGAUGUCAAUUGCAGUAUACUACGUAUCCAACUCAACAUAGGUAGGCCUGACCCAGGAAUCUAUACUUCUCGACGACCACAGUGCCUUCCAAAAUUGCCUUCUUUUUCCAGAGAAUUGAAUUUGUACCAUGACGUAGCUAGCAUAGCCAGCGUAGCUAGAUAGGUCGAUAAUUUUGGCGGACACGGUGCCUUCUUAACUCGCUUAACUCGAUGCCUUAAAAU